AUGGCUCGUAAGCGUAAGGGGCAGGCCCUUAACGACUGCCCCAAGGAUCUUGACGACAUCCCUUACAUCCGCUGGAUGAACCAGCAGAUCGCCAACGGGCGCCAUCCGAAGGGAUUAUCCGCGCCGCCCGUGCUUGACGGCCAGGGAUCCACUGCACAAUCGCCCAGUGCGGCCAUGUCACGUGAGCCACGGAAGAAGCGGUCGGCUGCACCAGUCGAGAGGGGCUUAUGGUCGGACAAGGAGAGCACCAUAUUCGCCGCGGCGAAGUGGUUCAUGAAAGAGGAGCUCGAGCCUCUCAAGGGGAAGCAGGGGACGCAAUACUGGGUCCGACUACUCGCGCACAUCAAGGAGUCGAACCCUGGAUGGUGCAGGGGUGUCAACGCGUUGCAGAAGCAGUGGCGUAACUUGACGCUCCUCUGGCGGGAGUACAAGCGUGGCGACGGGGGGUCAGGCCUCGGCUCGGUUGAGAAACCACCGUGGUAUCCGUACCUGGAGCUGCACAACCAGGACACCGCCGCAGCCGCACCGCAUGCGGUGGACGGCGGCGGCGCCACGGACGUCAACGUGCCGGCCGGCACGGAGGUUCCAAGUUCGUCUCAGCUAGGCACGUCAAUCUGA
Messenger RNA from Closterium sp. Naga37s-1, 618 nucleotides. Lineage: Eukaryota; Viridiplantae; Streptophyta; Zygnematophyceae; Desmidiales; Closteriaceae. The record is from the annotation of a GenBank genome assembly.